This is a messenger RNA of Coccinella septempunctata (seven-spotted ladybird), 1102 nucleotides long. Its product is annotated as transmembrane protein 147. Lineage: Eukaryota; Metazoa; Arthropoda; Insecta; Coleoptera; Coccinellidae. The transcript has 3 exons. The record is from RefSeq and is a predicted model, not a curated record. The coding region runs from base 131 to 814 and encodes 227 amino acids.
CAAACAUUUUUUGAAUGUUCUGUGCACAGAAUCCAUUCGACGUAUGGAUGUUUAAUAAAUAAUUAAUAAAUAAAUAAAUUCACCUGAUAUCUAGAGAAGGGUUCUAGUAAUUAUUUAUUCAUAACUUAAAAUGACGCUCUAUCACUUCGGAAAUUGCGUAGCGUUAAUAUAUGUUCCAUAUUACCUAACAUAUAAGUACGCUGGAUUAUCCGAAUAUGGGGCAUUCUGGAAGUGCUUCCAAGCUGGAGGAAUUUAUAUGUGUACACAAUUGGUUAAAAUGCUAAUACUUGCAACAUUCUUUCCGGAUAAUAUUUUAGAAACCAGUGGGGAUUACUUUGGGGAAUUUCUGAAGGCAACGGUGGAUUUGGGGGAUUUGAUAGGACUUUAUAUAGUUUUGAUGGGAAUUCCUGGUAAGAGUCAUAGUAAAGUUCUAACAGCUGGUAUGGGUUGGGCAGUUGCUGAAGUAAUUCUGACUCGAGCAUUAUUUUUGUGGGUUGGAGCAAGAGGAGCUGAGUUUGAUUGGAAAUAUAUCCGAAAAUGUUUAGAGUCAAACAUCAGUUUGGUGAAUUACCUCAAUAUAACAACAUUAAUUUGGCUGUGGUCACGACAUGAUCUCAAAGUAAACUUGAAACCACUGAUUUCUGCUUUAUUACUCAUGUUGUCUUAUAAAUCUUUGGCGAUUGAUAUUUUACUACAAAGUUUGAUGAUGGGCCCAUGGAUUAUAUUACUCAUCAAAGGAGCAUUCACUCUAGUGGUAGGAUCUGUGACAUUGAUUGUUUAUGCUGCCUUAACUCGAGAUAUGGGAGUUUAUUGAGACUGUUAUUUAUUUAGUUCUAUAUUUCAGUUUCAAAUCUGCUCAAUAUUUGGUUUUUGUUAUCUCUUUCGAUUUAUAGAGAGAUUUCAAACAAGUGCAGAUUAUUUUGUACAAAUAAUUGAUUAAUUAGUAAGGAAAUGUUCAAUUUCUAAUAUAAUUGUACCUCAUAUAAUGAAUUUACGGUUGAUCUUCAUUGAUAGAAUUACUUUUUUGGAAUAGAAAUUUAUUCUGUUACUUUUGAUCAUUGAAUCAGAAUAAAUAAAUAAAAUAAAAGAAGGAUUUCUUUUG